AUGAAGACCCAAUGUUUGAUUAUUAGUCUUUGGACACUGCUAGAGUUGUUCGGAUUUUCCUGGGCAGUUUCUGGUGAAGAGUUUGUAUUUCCUAAUGAACCUUCUGUAGUUUAUACUUACAAUCGAUUUGUGGAGAUUGAAAAGCAAUGCAGUUCUUUUCUAUCCUCAGCUUCUGAGUUGAAACCUGAUGAUAGUAGAGGUUAUAGACUUAAGAAUGAGCUCUCCUUCUUCGAUGGAGAUUGGGAACAGGAGAUUGGUGGUGCACCAUUGAUGCCAUUUGAUAAUAGUGAUAUGCCGAGAGACAGUGUAUCUCUGACCUCUCUCAGGAAACUGGUUAGCUUUGAGGUGAAUGAUGUGAAUUCAGUGUAUCAGUUCAAAAACACAAAGUCAAUCCAUCUCAGAACCAGUAUUGUAGAGGUAGAAAUCAUAGAAUCUAACGACGCCCCUUUAUCAGUUUCUGGUGAAGAGUUUGUAUUUCCUAAUGAACCUUCUGUAGUUUAUACUUACAAUCGAUUUGUGGAGAUUGAAAAGCAAUGCAGUUCUUUUCUAUCCUCAGCUUCUGAGUUGAAACCUGAUGAUAGUAGAGGUUAUAGACUUAAGAAUGAGCUCUCCUUCUUCGAUGGAGAUUGGGAACAGGAGAUUGGUGGUGCACCAUUGAUGCCAUUUGAUAAUAGUGAUAUGCCGAGAGACAGUGUAUCUCUGACCUCUCUCAGGAAACUGGUUAGCUUUGAGGUGAAUGAUGUGAAUUCAGUGUAUCAGUUCAAAAACACAGUUAGUCUCAAUGGAGUUUUGUCAGUUGGCAUAUCUAGAAAUGGCUCAUUUUUGCCUGAAUCGUAUGCAAAGUUUCAGAUGAGUCCUUAUAUGUCUGCUCUCCAAAUUAAUUUUCAAGGAGUUUAUAUGGAAAUCGAAGAAAAUGGCGGGCAACACCUGACUUGUUUGUUAGGAAAUUCAACUUUGCCAAUUGGGAAUUAUGAUGAUUAUUUCUCAGACCUGACAAACACUUUUGGUGGCACUUACUACCACGAGAUUCUGCUUUUGAGUCCUCAGACAAAAUAUCUGUUUAGUCCUGAAGAGCUCAAAUCAAGAACUUGUAAUCCAUCUCCACUGCAAAAAGAAAUGGUGGAAGAUGGUGUGAAGAUGUUUGAUGGUCCUGAGUUUUGUAAGGUCCUACGGCAUCUUGCAAAUGAAGUUUAUGACGUUGCGCCACAGUGGAGAUUCGGUAGUGGAAAUGACGACCUUAGCAGGUUGGGCCCUUCUUGCUUGAGCGGGAGAUUAAGGCUUCUGAUUGGAGUUAUGACAGUGUUAGGCUCAUUAUGCAGAAUGUCUUGUGUGAACCGGAAACAACUCAAAAUGAGAACAAAAACGCAAUGGUUUCUGCAGUAUUUAGAGUAUUUUCUUCCUCCAUGGAAAAAUAUGAGGCAGCACGGAGGACUGGUCUCUCGGGCCUGA
This is a messenger RNA of Ilex paraguariensis (yerba mate), 1449 nucleotides long. Lineage: Eukaryota; Viridiplantae; Streptophyta; Magnoliopsida; Aquifoliales; Aquifoliaceae. The record is from the annotation of a GenBank genome assembly.